AUGUCGCAGCGUUUCUCCAAGGACGAUGUGGCGGCGCACAAGAAGCCCGAUGAUCUCUGGAUCAUCGUGGAUGAGGACGUGUAUGAUUUAACCAACUUCCAGGAGGAGCAUCCGGGUAAGCAUACAGACAUUCUCCAGCGAGUGGGCGGCAAGGACGCCUCCAAGCAGUUCUGGAAAUACCACAACGAGUCCAUCCUCAAGAAGUACCGGGAGCAGCUACAAGUCGGAUCACUAGACACCAAAGCCGCGCCCCCCACACCCCCAGCAACGCCGCCACCGGAGGAGAAGCAAGCACAAGUGGUACCAAAAGCCGAGCCAGGUACUGUCUCCGCUGCGCCAAACUUCCAAGCCACAAAAGAGGAAGCAGAAGCACUGGAUCAGUAUGGCGAUCUGGUUCCCUACGCAGAUCCGUCAUGGUAUCAAUCAUACCACUCGCCCUACUUCAACCAGUCCCACGCCGACCUCCGCAACGAAGUCCGCGCCUGGGUCGAGGCCGACAUAAUGCCCAACGUGACGGAAUGGGACGAGGGCCGGAAGGUGCCCGACUCCAUCUACAAAGCGAUGGGCGAGCGCGGCUACCUCGCCGGGCUCAUGGGCGUGCACUACCCCACCCACCUGACCCAAAACCGCGUCAAGAGCGUGCCGCCCGAGAAGUGGGAUCUCUUCCACGAGAUGCUCUUGACGGACGAGAUAUCACGCGCCGGGUCCGGCGGGCUGGUGUGGAACCUGAUCGGGGGCUUCGGCAUCGGCGCGCCGCCGCUGGUCAAGCACGGCAAGAAGGCGCUGGUCGAGCGGCUCAUGCCGGGGAUCCUGAACGGCGACAAGCGCAUCUGUCUUGCGAUCACGGAGCCGGAUGCGGGCAGCGACGUUGCGAACCUAACGUGCGAGGCUAAGCUCAGCGAGGAUGGGAAACACUAUAUUGUUAACGGCGAGAAGAAGUGGAUCACGAACGGCAUCUGGUCCGAUUACUUCACGACGGCUGUCCGUACGGGCGGUGAGGGCAUGAACGGCGUCAGUGUGCUGCUGAUUGAGCGGGACUUUGGCGGCGUCAGCACGCGCAAGAUGGACUGCCAGGGCGUCUGGAGCAGCGGAACCACCUACGUGACGUUUGAGGACGUCAAGGUGCCCGUCGAGAACCUCAUCGGCAAGGAGAACCAGGGCUUCAAGGUCCUCAUGACAAACUUCAACCACGAACGCAUAGGCAUAAUAAUCCAAUGCCUCCGCUUCUCCCGCGUCUGCUACGAAGAAUCCAUGAAGUACGCCCACAAGCGCCGCACCUUCGGCAAGAAGCUCAUCGACCACCCCGUCAUCCGCCUCAAGCUGGCCCACAUGGCGCGGCAGAUCGAGGCCUCGUAUAACUGGCUCGAGAACAUGAUCUACCAGUGCGAGAAGAUGGGCGAGAUGGAAGCCAUGCUCAAGCUCGGCGGCGCCAUUGCGGGCCUCAAGGCUCAGGCUACUGUGACGUUUGAGUUCUGCGCUAGGGAAGCGAGCCAGAUCUUUGGCGGGCUCAGUUACUCGAGGGGUGGGCAGGGCGCGAAGGUUGAGAGGCUGUAUAGGGAUGUUAGGGCGUAUGCUAUCCCGGGUGGCAGCGAGGAGAUCAUGCUGGAUUUGAGCAUUAGGCAGGCGCUGAGAGUGCACAAGGCGCUGGGUAUGAAAUUGUAA
Coniosporium apollinis CBS 100218 is the source of this 1662-nucleotide messenger RNA. RefSeq names its product acyl-CoA dehydrogenase. The record is from RefSeq and is a predicted model, not a curated record. NCBI's taxonomy places the organism in Eukaryota, Fungi, Ascomycota, Dothideomycetes. The transcript has 4 exons. Gene Ontology annotation, molecular function: oxidoreductase activity, acting on the CH-CH group of donors; flavin adenine dinucleotide binding. Bases 1 to 1662 code for a protein of 553 amino acids.